This is a messenger RNA of Ziziphus jujuba (common jujube), 2133 nucleotides long. RefSeq lists its product as uncharacterized. The transcript is spliced from 10 exons. Bases 315 to 1577 code for a protein of 420 amino acids. NCBI's taxonomy places the organism in Eukaryota, Viridiplantae, Streptophyta, Magnoliopsida, Rosales, Rhamnaceae. The record is from RefSeq and is a predicted model, not a curated record.
UGUCCUCGCAUCUCGAAACCGUAAAACGCAAUGUCGUAAAAAACAAGAAAAGCGAAGUCCAAUGACAAAAAUAAAAGGCAAAUUAGGAACGACGUCAGUCAAUGGCAUCCUCGCGGCUUCAUCUGGGCGUGGGGACCGGCGGAGCGGACCCAUUCCCAUAUAACUAAUAAAACCGCCUAUUCCAAUUUCCAACGUCACCUAGUCUGCAAAACCUCCUCUAUUUGACCCAAAACCGGGCAACCGGAACGCAACAAAAAACACAACGCUCUCCGUUCCAACAAAUUUCUGCUUCUGUAACCGAAUAUUGCCCAUCGAUGGAGUUGGAGGACGGUUCUGGAAUCGUUCAAGAAGCGGAAGAUGGAAGAAGAUCGAAGAAGGAGGUGGAAUCGAAUGAGAUCAGGAAGAGAGGCAAUGCAAAGAAGAAGAAUAAGAAGAAGAAGAGCAAAAAGCUGUCGUAUUAUUAUAUGCCCAAGUUUAGGUGUUUCAGCAUCGAAUCGGAAGCGGACGGAAGAGGGAAUUUCGAUAUGGAGGUUGAUCAUAGAUGCCGAGAUAAAGCUCCCACUCACUUGAUUAUAAUGGUUAAUGGACUUAUAGGCAGUGCUCAGAAUUGGAAAUUUGCUGCGACGCAGUUUUUGAAGAGUUUUCCCGAAGAUGUUGUUGUUCACUGCAGCACCUGUAAUUCUUCAAUGUUGACAUUCGAUGGUGUUGAUGUAAUGGGAGACAGAUUGGCAGAAGAGGUUAUAUCUGUUAUAAAACGUCAUCCAGGUGUUCAGAAGAUUUCAUUUAUUGGUCAUUCAUUAGGUGGCCUGAUAACAAGGUAUGCUAUUGCUAGGCUUUAUGAGCCAGAUAUCACAGGAGAGCUAUCCCUGGAAAAUGGAGGUCGCACGAGUGAUGGUUCUGAAGAUACAACCAAGGAAGAGAAAUUCAAAGGCAAAAUUGCUGGGCUGGAGCCUGUGAAUUUUAUAACCUCAGCAACCCCACACCUUGGUUCAAGGGGACAUAAACAGGUCCCAGUUUUUUGUGGCUUCAACAGUUUAGAAAAAAUGGCCUCUCGCAUAUCAUGGCUUUUAGGUAGAACUGGAAGACAUUUAUUUUUAACUGACAGUAAUAAUGGAAAGCCUCCCCUUCUUCUUCAGAUGGUCAAAGACACUGAAGAUCUUAAAUUCAUGUCUGCAUUGCUGUCCUUUAGGCGUUGUGUUGCCUAUGCGAAUAUGCGAUUUGACCACCUGGUUGGAUGGAGUACAUCAUCUCUACGGCGUCAAAUGGAGCUUCCAAAGCUCAAAAGGCUAUCACCAUAUGACAAAUAUCCACAUAUCGUUAAUGUGGAGACAGCACAACCUGCCAGUCCUCAAGAAGAAAUCCCUUCGACAACUGAAGUCAAUAGAUGCAAGAAUAUCGACAUGGAAGAGGAAAUGAUUAGAGGUCUCACAAAAGUAAGCUGGGAACGCAUUGAUGUGAACUUUAGUGGAAGUAGACAAAGAUAUCUUGCGCACAAUACCAUUCAGGUGAAAAAUUAUUGUAUCAAUGGCGACGGGGCUGAUGUGAUCCAGCACAUGAUUGACAACUUUGUUUUAUGAAACGUGGAAUACUUUGCCAUCAAAAUUUCAGCGGAGAAAAUACCACUCAAUGGCAUUUGAAAUCACCACUCAACAUGGACCUCAAAUUGAGUUGCAAUUUCACCGUCUGACGUUUACAAGUACUCACAGACCAUGAUGCUCUCUCCACUCGUGUAACUCCAUGGGGCCGAGGGCCCCCAUGUGAGACAAUUUUGCAGACUGAGGAUGGAGCAGAUAGUGAGCUACUGAAAUAAUAUUACUUGGAGGGGUUAAAGGUGCCUAGCGAGGGAUGUGUAUGAUCAGGUACAAUGCUACACUUUGUUCUAUGUAACUUUUUUUCAUGAUAAGAGAAAAAGGGAAGACAAUGAGAGCAAGGGUAGUCUUGUGUUUCUAAAAAAGCAAAUACGGCCGCAAAUGUAAUAUUUAUUGAGACCAUUUCAUUUAGACAAAAAAUUAGCUAAAAUAGUUUAGAAAUCAAUCUUGCCUCUUUUUUAUAUGAAUGUGGAUGUAAAGGCUCUGUACCAGUUGAGACGAGUGCAGGUGCCAAAAGCAUGUAAUGAACACGAGCUUUCACUUA